UGCUGGCGGAGUGCGCAUGCGCGGCGGACGGUGGCGGCGCCACGCAGCUGGAGACAGUCAGUGUAGCGUUGACACCCGGAGGCGUCACACGCACGUCCGCCUCUUCCACGCGCGGAUAUGGACGGUUCAACAGGCUGAGAGACCACCUCACAUGAUGACGAAGACAGAGCCGGGUCGUCCGAACGACAUGAACACCGCCAGCAACAACAACAACAACAACAACAACAUCUCCAACAAAAAACAUAUGAAAAAUGGUCUCUAUGUUCAUUCAUCCCCACCGAAAACCCUGGCCAACGAGAGCGGACCCGGGUCAGCCAAGAUCAGGGAGUACAUCCGGUCUGCUGAUGUUGACUCCCUGGAGGACAUCAUCUUACAGGGACAAGGAGCCAAGCUUGUUAACCAACAUGCAACGGAUCAGAAGGUCAGGGCCUUCCUCAAGACGGUGCCCUCAUACAUGUCCAAGAUCGACCUGAUUCACGACGCUGUGGAGAAGGGCGACCUCAGGGAGCUCAAGGCUCUGUUGGACAAGAGGAAGUUGGCCAGCUGUAAGGACGCCCAGGGCGUGGGUAUCCUGCACAAGGCCGUCCUCCACGCCCACAGGGACAUUGUAGACUAUCUCAUCGAGGACUACCCGGAAACCCUUGACGUCACCGACAAUAAGGCGGCGUUGGCAGAGGAGGUCGCUCGCAUCCUGGACGCAGACCCGAAGUUCCCUAAGGCCCCACCUUCGGAUCCCGCCACGUCCUCUGACGCGCCUACCCGCACGCCCGCAGUGUUACCCACGCCCGCACAGAUACCCACGCCCGCCAGCACAACAGCGCCCGCGAAAGCGCCCACGCCCCGGCGGGAAAAUGAAAGCGGAAAACAGUUAGUGCGUGACAGUGCCCUCGGGGCCAUGUCGAGGAUCGAGGACACGAGCGGUGUGGGUGGUGGCGUGGAGGGCGCGGGUAGUGUGGAUGUAGGGCGUGAGGUGGAUGUAAAGGGCGUGGGUGGUGUGGAUGUCGGGCGUGUGGAAGGCGUGGGCGGCACGGUAACGUUCCCAGAGAUAGUGAGGCUGGGCACGGGGCCGGGCAUGGAGCUGGCUGACUGGUCUGGCGCCAUCCCAACUGGAUGUUACUCCACUCGAACCCCGCGACGAAAUCAACAGCAGCAGCGUGAGAUGUCACAGGUGCAGCAGCCGCCACAGGAACAGCCGCCACAGGAGCACCAGCCAGAGGAACAACAGCCAGAGGAACAACAGACACAGGAGCAACAGAGGCAGCAACAGGAGUUAGAUAGUGAGGAUGAGGAAGACGACACAGUCUUCUCUCCAGAACUUUCUCUCUCCAUCUCGCAGAUGUUGUCUCGAGGCCGCAGCGGUCGCCUGCCUCGUCUCGCCUCGCCCCCACCCUCGCCCAGCUCCGCCUCCACCCACCUCCCUGAGAACCUUCCACCAGUCGACCACAUUCAGAGCGUCGACAGCAGCACCGUCGAGCCUCGACCCAGCAGCCUCACAAGCAGUGCCUUCCUGCAACACAUGGAACGUGUCGGUAGUCAUCGCCCGCUCACCCGUUCCAGUCUCUCACGUCACCGGCGGCUUCCGGAUAUAGUUCCACGUCACCAGCGAGAUAGAAUGAAUUCCGGGUCUCCCAGACCAAGCACGCCCACGCCCACGCCCAAAAAGCUAUCCGCAUCUCCCACACGCCUCAUGAACAACUGGAGGAGGCGCGCGGGGAAUCACGUCUCUAAAAUCAUCAGCAGUGAAGAGGUGGAGGAACGGCUCAACACGGCUCUUAGUAGGAUAAAAGAUAGCGAUUCUGAGCCAGAUAGCGACGGUGUGGGAGGCAGAAGAACCUACGAGUCCUUCAUAUCGGCGACGCCACCGCCAGGAUUGUCUUCGGGCGAGGAACGCCCACCAGCACUCGCCAACCACCAUCUCACAAACUCUCCGCCGCCCACUCACACCGUUCUCAACACGCACACUCUUCUACCGCCUUCAAAUUCCCCGCCCAUAAACUCGCCACCACCAGUACACUCUUCGCCACCUAUGGAGACAAUUGGGGAGUCACCGACGCCUGUGCUAACUCCUACCUGUAUUUCCCUUGGGCCAGAGUCCAGGGAGAGCUCGCCCAUUGACACGGCCCGCAUCAGCCAAUCCAGAGCUGAUCAGACUGACAGAGACUUCCUGGAAGACAACUCCAGAGGCGACUACACCGAGAACCUCUUUGGAGAUCACUCUAUAAGUAUCCAGACUGAGAGUAGCGUCCUGAAAGAUCAUUCUGGAGAUGACUACACUGAAAAUUUAAUGGGAGAUAUUUCCAGAGGCAUCCAGACUGAGAGGAGUUUCUUGGAGGAGGGGAAUAUCCACGAUGAGAAGAUAAAAAAACCUGAAAAUAUAUCGGAUGAGUACCCAAAAGAUGUGUCUGAUGGAUCCACCAAGCAUUCAUCUGAUGGGCACCCUAAAGAUGCAUCUGAUGGGCACCCCUCAGAUACAUCUGGACAGCCUGCUCAAAUUCUGAGCACCAAGGCUCAGAAAUUGAAAAGCACAACAAAAGGAAUUCCUGCUGGACACACCAAAGGAAAAACUCCACAGGAGGAUCCCGCCAUCUUGCGCUCCAGCACCCACACCGAGGCAGCAACCCGCCCUGAAGAAAGGACACUUGCUGAACAUCCAGCAAAUCAAAACCAAUCAACAGGACUGACACUACCUUCGGACACUCGUACAGUAGAAAAAAAAAACUCCAUAACUGAAAAAUACUUCGGAUCUCCUCCAGAACGGCGUGCUACAGUUUCACAGACACAAGUUGACGAGCUCAGCAAUAAUCUCCUCAGACAUUUUGCAGAUCAAGACUUGCUUGUUCAAGACAUUAGUAAUAAAGAGCCAAGGAACUCUGAACCUGAAACAUUAGAGUUGGACACCAGACUGGAGAAAUCUGAAGUCCAUGAAAUUGAAGCAACUGUCAGUCAUUUCACAGACCGACCUCUUGCAGUUGUGGACUUUACCGUCGAUAAAUCAGAAAGUCCCGAAGUUAAGGCGCUUGUUACACUACUGACGGUGUCUGAUCCAGCAGCGGAACCCUCACACUCCAUCGUCCACACAGACAAACCUAAAGUCCUCAAGACUGUACGAAUAGUAACUCCAGGCCCCUCCAACCUGGAAGACCACGAUGUCAAUUACGAUCUGCAACUGGAGUCAUACUCGAAAGCCUCACCGACUAUUCAGAGAUACAUCCGAUGGCUAAGUUCGAGGAUCAUCGCAGAAUGCUUUGCUAACCUGAAGCACGUGUAUGCCACGUCUAUCAAGCGACACGAGGACAUUAAAGAAGUGUGGAAUAUCGUCUACGACCAUGACAUUGCCUACUGGGCUAAGGUCAUUGUCGACAGAGUUCUGGAAAAGGUAAUAAAUUUCUUGAUAGAGAUAGAGAAGGAAGGGAACGAAUUGUGGGAAGUUUUAAAACAUGGGCCUCUUGAUGGUAAUAGUUAUAUUAUCGAAAAGGAAGAGUCUAAAACGGGAAAGCCCUUCAAAUCCCAGGGAAUAACAGAAACCUCUGAUGAUGAGGAUAAAGCAGUCAUUGGUAUAAGCCUGAACGGUACAGGUAACGGCAGUCCACAAGCAGAUGAUUGUGUAAUGGAGCCUUUGCAUCAGAAAGUGCAAGUGUUGACCGACACGACACCCGCAGAGAACAGGAACCUUCACAGGCAUGUCAAGUCCAGUAAUAACUCUUCAUCCAAGCUCAGAACACGAACAGUCACGCCUAAACCGAGUGCAGUUCACCUAAGAAGUCUAUCCAAUUUGUCUUUUGAGGAUUUAGAAUCUAUAACUAGUGUACCUGUGGACAAACCUUUUACUGAAACAUCAGGAAAGGGUCCAGAUACACCAAAACGAACGACAAGAGUCUUCAGAAGUAAGUCUAGUCAACCUCUUCAGAGAGAUGAACGCAAAGCUGUAGCGGCCUCAAGGAGUCGGUCCUCAGGAGCACCAGGUCAACCUCGUACUCAAACUGACACAGUAAGAACACUGAAGAGUAAGACCACUGUAGCUUUUGCUGACUUUGUUGCUGCUUCUUCAAUGUGCAUCUCCAGGAAGUCCCCCGAAGCGGAUACCAGUCGAUCAGACAUGAAUGAAGCCUUAGUAGAUUCCAAGUGUCGAAAUCCUGAAUCUUUUGAUUUUCGGAUACAAUCUUCAAAAGGACUUCUUAGUCCAUCUCAGACACCGAAGACUCCAUCAGUUCAGGUUGAAAGCGAAGACCGUCUUAGUCGGUCGUCUUCAACCAGAUCUGGUCGUCGAUUGCGAACACCUCAAGAUUCUGAGAGCCGACCGCCAUCGUUUAUCAAGGAAUCUGUACGCAGAGAGAUGAUGGGCUUCAGUAGACUUGCACUCACACCCCAGCGAGUAGAGAGCCCAAGUGUUGUAGUACGAGAAUCUAAGCCAAAAAAUAUGAUGGAUUUUGGAAGACAGUCUCUAAUUGAAUCUGAAAGUUGGGUAAAAUCCUCAAAAGAGACCCCUAGGAGUAUCAGAAACCAACGGAACAAGAUUAUUAAGGAAUCAAAGGGCCCCACAAAAAUGGAUCUGAGAAAACAAUCUUCAGCAGACUCAAAAAAUAGAUCCAAAGCAAAGAACCAAAAAUUGGUUGAUAGGGUGGAAAUUAAAGAACCGAAUCUAAAAGCGACCUCGGUCGAUUCUGAACAUAAAGACAGCUUAGUAAUCAGUGAAACAAAAUUAAGUGAUAACAUGGAUAAACCUAUAAACCAACUCAACACUUUAAAAAGCAUAUCUGAAUUCCAAGAAUCCAUCGCAAAGUCAAAAGUUAGAGAUAAAUCUACGAUCAAAGAAUCAAAACCACGACAAAGGAUUAGCAUUGGCCAAAAGUCCCCAGACGGGUUCACGGUGAACCUGAGGACUAUGUUCGCUACCCCAGUCUCACGGGAGCCUUCAUUUGAGGCAGAACGUCAGUCUUCAUCCCCACCCCAGCUGCCAUCUGAUAACAUGGAUAAAACUGUAAACCAACUCAACACUUUAAAAAGCAUAAUUGAAUUCCAAGAAUCCAUCGCAAAGUCGAAAGCUAGAGAUAAAUCUACGAUCAAAGAAUCAAAACCACGACAAAGGAUUAGCGUUGGCCAAAAGUCCCCAGACGGGUUCACGAUGAACCUGAGGACUAUGUUUGCUACCCCAGUCUCACGGGAGCCUUCAUUUGAGGCAGAACGUCAGUCUUCAUCCCCACUCAAGCUGCCAUCUGAUAACAUGGAUAAAACUGUAAACCAACUCAACACUUUAAAAAGCAUAAUUGAAUUCCAAGAAUCCAUCGCAAAGUCGAAAGUUAGAGAUAAAUCUACGAUCAAAGAAUCAACACCACGACAAAGGAUUAGCAUUGGCCAAAAGUCCCCAGACGGGUUCACGAUGAACCUGAGGACUAUGUUUGCUACCCCAGUCUCACGGGAGCCUUCAUUUGAGGCAGAACGUCAGUCUUCAUCUCCACCCCAGCUGCCAUCUGCUCCUCAAUCCCCUCGGUCUCCAGCAGAUCUUUUUCUCGAGGAUCUGGAUAGAUUGUUCGGUACUCCAGAUACUGUCAGCUUUCUUGCCGAGACUGACUAUGCAGUUGGGGAUAAUAAUACUGUUGAAAUAUCAUGUGCCGGAGAAGACUCUAGAAGACACAAGAUGCCACCCAAGUUACAGAAAGAGGCCAUGUCAGCGAAGUCACCAAAAGACACUGCAUCAGCAAAGUCACGAAAAGACACUUUGUCAGCGAAUUCACGAACAUCUCUAAAUGUAAGACUACUGAGUAGCUCCGCUGAUGAUUCUGGACAUGGAUCAUCAGAAACCAUAUUAAAUACAAAUGCUAUUGAGUUAACACCCAUUGGCAAGACUUCAGAUAAAAUAAAGAUUCCAGUCAACCCACUGACACAAGAUCCACCCGCCCAUACCACGCACAACCAGCAAAACUUCCAGCCCCGCUUGAAAAAAACACUCAGCACUCGAAACCUGCUGAGUCUGAAUCAGAGCACAGAGGAUCUACGGAACUUUGACGAGUCAAUAAGUGGAUCGUCACUCGAACUUCAAAGCUUGUUUCGCUCUUCAGUUUUCAAUUUAAGUGGAUUGAGGUCUUCCUCAAGAUCGUCGAGUCCGACCUUCGGGGAGCUGCAGACCUUGACCCAUUACCCAAGUUCAGGGAUCAUAGAGAGAGCGGUCUCCCCUCCGCCAAACUAAUUUCCCCUCAGAAUAACUACCGCUGAGGAUGGUUGGGUACGAACAGCCUCGAGCACUGCACCGUUAAAGGACUCUUGCAACAUUUCUUAUUACUGGUCCAAGUGUGACGUCUACCACUAGUCUCUUUUGAUCCAAGAUUCAUCAAGCUGCCACUUACGAAAUCUGUACAUUUUCCUCAAUCAUGGGACUUUGCUUACAUUUACAAAACAGUUUGAGCUCCAAAGCACUGCGAGGUUGUUUAUAACAAUAAUAACCAUAGGCUGCGAAGUUGGAAGCUCGUAAACUGUUUAUUAAAUCUAAAAGCCGCCAUGAUUAAGGAAACAUGUAAAGGUUUCGUAAAUGAUAAAUCCAACCCUACUGUGGUAUAGGACAGCUUGUCAAGACUCUGGCCGUAUAAUCAAACCAGACCGACUAAAUGGAAAAGAAUCUUCCGUUCGGAGUAUCAUGAUACCUGUUGCAAUAUAAAGACCGCUUAUAUUAAAGAAACAAUCGCAUACAAAAAACAAUGUUCUAAACCUUACCUCGAGUGCAGCUGAAGCCCCAAGAUCUACACGAAGAGUUUCUUCUUACUAGAUUUGUUGGGAAUUAUCUAUCGCUAAGAUGUCAGCCUCGUUAUCAAUGGUCAUCAAUAUGAAAAUAUCAACCCGUUCUCGCAAAUUUAAUAAGUCAAUAUUGACUUAUUAAAUAUGUGCAUAGGUGACAUACUUAACAUAAUAGAUACCCCUAAAAAG
Molecule: messenger RNA, 6915 nt
Organism: Procambarus clarkii (red swamp crayfish)
Lineage: Eukaryota; Metazoa; Arthropoda; Malacostraca; Decapoda; Cambaridae
Source: RefSeq, a predicted model, not a curated record